GGCAACCCUAAACCCUUUCCAUCAUUCUCUCUCUCACGUGCUCCACCUUCUCCUCCUUCCUCUCGCCGGCUGCUCCUCCCUUUUAGUAGCUCUGUUCUGUCUUCCGACAGUGCCGCCGCAGCCUCCCUCCUAGCGGAUUUUCUCUGAUUUUCUACUCUCUUCUUGUUGCUGCUAUUCUCCCAGUCUUCAUGUGCGUCUUUUUUCUCGAUUGAACUAUUCGGAUUAAGACAGUGAGAUGGAUAGACGGACGAAGAAGCGCGACAAAAGGCUUCGCGAGAGUAACACCGAACCUGCCGUUGCAAAGGGCAGUAUCGCCACUGAAGUUGACGAAGAAAAGAAGCGGAAAAGGUCAUCGAAGAGGAGACUUCAACAAACGUCUUCCGAUGAGACCGAUCAACUCAAUGUUAAGGCAGUAAAUGCUUUAGAAGCACGUAACGGCAUAAGUGUAGUCAAGGAAGAUUCGGAUCAAUUUGAUGUGGAGGGAGAAGAUGCUGAAAAGCCCAGGAAAACUGAUGAAGUAAAGAAAGAAAGGAAAAAUAAAAAGAACCGCAAAUCCUCAAACAAUUGUGAAAACUCAUUAGAUAAUGGAAGAGCUACGCAGCCGGAAGCUUAUCGGCCCCUGGAGGACAGUGGUGCAUUCUUGAAAGGCAAGGCCAAAAAAUCUUCCAAAAAGAAAAGAAAUGAUUCAAGUUCUCUGGAUCCCAAGAAGUCGAUAGAAUCAAGUGAUGAUGUUAAUGAAAAUGAUGUCUAUCAAGUUUCUGUUGGAGAUGAAGACACUUCAAAAGGGAUGAAAAAAUGGAUCAAAGAAUAUUAUGAAAGUAGACCGGGAUUGAAGGUACUGCAACAACGUAUAGAUGAUUAUAUAACUGCACAUGAGGCACGCCUAGAACAGGAAAAGGAAGAAAGGGAGGCUCAAGCAGCUGAAGGGGGAUGGACAGUUGUUGUACAUCAGAAAGGGAGAAAAAAGACCACGGAUGCUGAAAGUGGGGUUACUGUGGGUUCGGUAGCGCAAAAUGCUGUAGAGGAUAAAAUUUCCAAAAAGAAGCGGAAAGAAGUUGGGCUGGAUUUCUAUCGGUUCCAAAGAAGAGAAGCACAGAGGAAUGAGAUUCUGAUGUUACAAAGUAAAUUUGAGCAAGACAAGAAACGGAUACAGCAAUUGAGAGCUGCUAGAAAAUUCCGCCCUUAUUGAAGUUUUUGACCUACAACCACAAGGGCAUGGCGGCUGGAGACUAGAUUUUUUUCUUUUUUCCUUUUUUCCUUUUUUCCCUUCUUACCUCAUAUUUGUCAAUUCAAUUAUAAACCAUGGCGAAUGAUUUCAGGUGGCUAGGNU
Messenger RNA from Cucurbita pepo subsp. pepo (vegetable marrow), 1330 nucleotides. Its product is annotated as ribosomal RNA-processing 7 protein. Gene Ontology annotation, cellular component: UTP-C complex; CURI complex. Gene Ontology annotation, biological process: ribosomal small subunit assembly; rRNA processing. NCBI's taxonomy places the organism in Eukaryota, Viridiplantae, Streptophyta, Magnoliopsida, Cucurbitales, Cucurbitaceae. The record is from RefSeq and is a predicted model, not a curated record.